Penicillium longicatenatum is the source of this 1515-nucleotide messenger RNA. Its product is annotated as Zn(II)2Cys6 transcription factor domain-containing protein. Gene Ontology annotation, biological process: regulation of DNA-templated transcription. Gene Ontology annotation, molecular function: zinc ion binding; DNA-binding transcription factor activity, RNA polymerase II-specific. The transcript has 2 exons. NCBI's taxonomy places the organism in Eukaryota, Fungi, Ascomycota, Eurotiomycetes, Eurotiales, Aspergillaceae. Bases 1 to 1515 code for a protein of 504 amino acids. The record is from RefSeq and is a predicted model, not a curated record.
AUGGGCGGUAAACCAUGGCAGUCGACAGGCUGCGAGAAUUGUAAGAAGCGGAAAGUCAAGGUCGGCGUCUAUCCCCUUGAUUACGUGAUAUCAAUGCUAAUGACCACCCAGUGCGAUAAACAAGAGCCAGAAUGUGAACGUUGCAUGAAGCGGGGCAUUCAAUGUCCUGGAUAUGAUCAAUAUCGGAUAUUUCUCCACAAUACAUCCACUACCCAACCAGAAGAGAAGAAGAAUAAGAAGCCGACGAGUUCGAAACAAACAUUUGCGACUCAGGCCCGGACUCAGACCCAGCCUGGAUAUCUUACCCGCGCAAGGCCGGUGACCAUACAACAGCCAACCACCGUGCACAAUGGCCCGUCAAAGCGUGAGCAGCUCUUCUCAGUAUACGUUAAUACAUACUUUCCUGGAAAUGUGUCGGGGAGUACCGCCCUUGAUCCGUGGUAUAGCUUGCUUUCAGGGGUCUCUGCCCUUCCGAACAAACCUAUAAUGCUGGAAAAGGCCGUUGCAGCCAAAGCCUGUAUUUUCUUGGGCAGAGCCAAUCAUGAUGAUAGCAUGUUCUAUCAUGGACUUCAGCUAUACAACAGUGCAAUACACCAUAUGUCACUUCACCUUAGGCGGAAGCGCAAUAUUUACACCGAUGAGCUUGUCUAUACCAUUGCUGUUUUCCAUCAACUAGUGCUUCAAUCAUUAUCACCACUACAAGCGAAAGAAGCGAUAGACCCGGUCGCACAUGAGUUCCAUUCUUCUUUGAUGUCAAUCGAAGACAAGUCGGUCGAUGAGAUGUUACAACUCAUGUCGGAGAUUUCACCUCUCAUCACUGCCUUGACUAUGGUUGAUGGCUCUGAUCACGAUGCCUGCAAAAUAUUUUUAUACGACUGCAUAAUGCACAGACAAAAGCUAUUCGAUUGGUACGAGUCAAGCAUCAACCUGCUUGGUGGCCGCCCAUCGAUCUGUGAAACAAUAAUCACCAAACUACCUCCAUCAACCCAUCUUUUCGGCACCCCGUACAUUUUCCACUCGCUUGACAACGCUAGGGUGCACACUAUUUACUGGGCUGCGUUAUCUAUACUUCAGACGUUGAUGGGUCAAGCCGAGUCGUACCUCAAUUGUCUUUCGCCAGUAGAAGCCGCCACCAACGAGGAGACCUUGCUUGCGGAGUUCUAUGCCGAUGAAAUCAGUCGCUCUCUUCCGUACUGUCUAGCCGAUAAUAUGAAGUCCUGGGGUGGCCAUGCAGCGAUCUUUCCUCUAAGUCAAAGUUGCAAGUUUUAUAUGGAGUUCAAACGACGAGACAAGUAUAUCUUCAGCCAACAGGCCAUGCAACUUCUCGGUGAUCUUGGAUCCGACUUUGCUAAGCGCGUGAGUGAGAUGCUUUGGUACGGGUGGAGUCUCAUUGAGAGUGCCGAUCAGAGGACCACUGCAUCCUUGUCCCCGGUCGAGGAGAUAUCUCCCUUGGCGGAACAUGUGGCGAUUACGAAGGUGCCGGAUCUUGAAUAUAUCACACCGGAAAGCAUCUGA